Molecule: messenger RNA, 1177 nt
Organism: Sardina pilchardus (European sardine)
Lineage: Eukaryota; Metazoa; Chordata; Actinopteri; Clupeiformes; Clupeidae
Product: NAD(P)(+)--arginine ADP-ribosyltransferase 1-like
Exons: 2
Coding region: 1-900 (299 amino acids)
Molecular function (GO): NAD+-protein-arginine ADP-ribosyltransferase activity; NAD+ poly-ADP-ribosyltransferase activity
Source: RefSeq, a predicted model, not a curated record
AUGAUGACCUUUGCUGCACUUGUUCUCAUCUUCUUGACACCUGGAGUUGCUCUUGGACAGCAUGGUGAUAGAACUGCAUCCAUUAAGGUGUUGCCACUGGAUAUGGCCGAGAAUUCUGUUGAUGAUCAAUAUGACGGCUGCCAAGAGGAAAUGACAAGCUUAAUACAGAUCACGUAUCUAAAACAAGAAUUGAUGAAUAUUUCAACAAACUUCAACAAUGCCUGGAAAAAAGGAACGGACUUCUGCAGUUCUAAACAUCAGAAAUUCACAAGCGAUAACUUGACAUGGAACCACUGCAUUGCCUUGCAUGCAUAUACAUUAGAUAAGAACACUCCAGCAAAGAUAUUUGAUGUUUUCAAUAAUGCUACUCGAGCUGGCAGACCAAACUACAUCAACAGGACAUAUGGGUGGUAUUCUCUUCACUUUUUCUUGACUGUUGCAUUACAACGUCUCAAAGCAGGACAAAUGUUUUGCAAGUUGACAUAUCGUGGUACAAAUAGCAAAUUUGAAAUACGUAACACAGAGAUUCGAUUAAAUACAUUCACAUCCUCUUCCAUUAACCGUGCCGUCGCACAAGAAUUUGGGAAAGUGUCUUGUUUUAAAAUCAAGACAUGCCAUGGUGUCUCCAUCCAAGACUAUUCCCGUUUCCCAAACGAGGGCGAAGUGUUAAUUCCACCAUACGAGACAUUCAAAGUCACUGCUGUCAAGAAAAAGUCGGCCAAUCCUAGUCUCUGGUGUGAGACUGUGUAUGAGUUAUACAGCACUGGAACCAGAAGUAACCAGCAGUGUGAACUGGUGAAACUAGAGGCAUCUGGCGAAUCUCAGAUCUAUAACAGAUAUCAGCCUCUAGUGGUGUCAAGUGCCUACAUCUUCACUCUUAUUCAUACUUUCUUACGCUGAAUAUGAUGAUAUCUAACCUGAACCAACAUUUUAAUCACUUUAUUGAUUGAUUGUGAAUCUUAAAAAAUCUGUAAAAGGUCAAACCUGAAAGACUUUUCUGAUUGUCUGUCACAUGUGGUGAGGGUUCACAGGGAGGUGGUUGAUAAUCUCAUAUAAUGUGUGUAAUAGCCUAUAUAACAUAUAUUUCUGAUAAUCUUACAGGUAGCCUGCUGUGUCAUUUAGACUGGCCUAUUUUGAUGUUGCAACAGCUACAUUUGUAAAUAAAACUAUGGAAAAA